AUGGAAAGUGCCGAAUCCACUCCUGGCAAACGAUCAACUGAAAAGAAAACUUUCGAAGUCGUUUACAUCAAAACAUUACUCCUUCAUGACGUUCAGGCAUCGGAUCGUGUACAUACAAAUGGAACAGAAAUACGCUUGGGAGAAACAAACAUCUUUACCUGCUACAAUACCAUGCCAGGAGCUUCGCAAAUAUUCACCCGGGUUAACCUCCCGCCGAAGGUUGAACGCGCGAAAAAAGACCCCGAAUUAACAGAAUGGAUGUCUCGUCAUGGUCCUGUUUUAGGCUCGCAUCAACCACUGACAGUUCAAAGAAGCGAACACGACGCUUUUAUUACCAAAAGCCCAUACAAUAUUGGAAAAAUUGAGCAUACAGCGCUUAAUGGACCUCACGGCACAAUCCCUGUCAGAGUUUACCAUGCUUCGAAGCGCGGUCCUGCUCAUGGAGCAGCAUUGAUUUAUUUACACGGAGGAGGCUAUACAGUCGGCACACUUGAUCAGUUCGACAAUGCCAUGAGAAUUUUUUCAGAAGUUAGCGGCUGUCAAGUGUAUAACGUCGAUUACAAGCUUGCGCCAGAAUACAAGUGGCCUACUCAAAUGAAUGAGGGCGAGUUUGUUGUCAGAUGGCUUUUCGAAAAUGCAAAAGAGAGAGGUGUAGACGCAAAGCGUAUUGCUAUAGGAGGCGAUUCUGCUGGAGGAAACAUGACUUGUUCCAUUACACAAAAGCUGCGCGACGAAGGUGGGCCGCAAGUCGCGUUACAAAUACCAAUAUACCCCGAGACAAAAAUGCCGUUUGAGACAAAAGCUGCUGUGGAGAACAGAGUAGGAGAAUAUGUAGAAACAGCGGGUGUUUUCAGCUUUUUAUGGAAUUUGCUGCCACCCUCUGUAGAUUAUACCCAACCUUACGUGACACCUCUUAAUGCGAAAGACUUUAGCAACUUACCAAGAGCGUUGGUGAUAAAUGACGGAUUUGAUAUGCUACGCGACGUUGCCCACGAGUACGCUCGCAAAUUAGCAGCUGCUGGAAAUGAUUUAGUUUAUAUCUACAACGAUGAUCUUCCUCAUGGGUUCAUUCAAAUGGCCCCCUUUGCCGGUCGAUGUUUAGAAGCUACCGAGGAGAUUGCCAAUUACAUUGGAAAACUCCUGAAGGCAUGA
This is a messenger RNA of Schizosaccharomyces osmophilus, 1152 nucleotides long. Its product is annotated as acetyl esterase. Bases 1 to 1152 code for a protein of 383 amino acids. The record is from RefSeq and is a predicted model, not a curated record. Gene Ontology annotation, molecular function: hydrolase activity. Lineage: Eukaryota; Fungi; Ascomycota; Schizosaccharomycetes; Schizosaccharomycetales; Schizosaccharomycetaceae. The transcript is spliced from 3 exons.